Messenger RNA from Knipowitschia caucasica, 2097 nucleotides. The record is from the annotation of a GenBank genome assembly. Lineage: Eukaryota; Metazoa; Chordata; Actinopteri; Gobiiformes; Gobiidae.
AUGGGACGUCUCCUCUACUGUCUCUACAGUCUCCUCUACAGUCUCCUCUACAGUCUCCUCUACAGUCUCCUCUACAGUCUCCUCUACAGUCUCCUCUACAGUCUCUCCCGUCUCCUCUACUGUCUUUACCGUCUCCUCUACAGUCUCUACGGCCUCUACAGUCUACAGUCUCUACAGUCUACAGUCUCCUCUAAGUCUCUACAGUAUCUACAGUCUCCUCUACAGUCUCUACAGUCUCUCUACAGUCUCUACAGUCUCCUCUACAGUCUCUUCUACAGUCUCUACAGUCUCUUCUACAGUCUCUUCUACAGUCUCCUCUACAGUCUCCUCUACUGUCUCCUCUACAGUCUCCUCUACAGUCUCUACAGUCUCCUCUACAGUCUCUACAGUCUCCUCUACAGUCUCUACAGUCUCCUCUACAGUCUCGACAGUCUCCUCUACAGUCUCUACAGUCUCUUCUACAGUCUCCUCUACAGUCUCUUCUACAGUCUCCUCUACAGUCUCCUCUACAGUCUCCUCUACAGUCUCCUCUACAGUCUCUACAGUCUCCUCUACAGUCUCUACAGUCUCCUCUACAGUCUUUACCGUCUCCUCUACAGUCUUUACCGUCUCCUCUACAGUCUCCUCUACAGUCUCUACAGUCUCCUCUACAGUCUUUACCGUCUCCUCUACAGUCUCCUCUACAGUCUCUACAGUCUCCUCUACAGUCUCCUCUACAGUCUCUACAGUCUCCUCUACAGUCACCUCUACAGUCUCCUCUACAGUCUCCUCUACAGUCUCCUCUACAGUCUCCUCUACAGUCUCUACAGUCUCCUCUACAGUCUCUACAGUCUCCUCUACAGUCUCUACAGUCUCCUCUACAGUCUCUACAGUCUCCUCUACAGUCUCUACAGUCUCCUCUACAGUCUUUACCGUCUCCUCUACAGUCUCCUCUACAGUCACCUCUACAGUCUCUACAGUUUCCUCUACAGUCUCCUCUACUGUCUCUACAGUCACCUCUACAGUCUCCUCAGUCUCCUCUACAGUCUCUACAGUCUCUACAGUCUCCUCUACAGUCUCCUCUACAGUCUCCUCUACAGUCUCCUCUACAGUCUCCUCUACAGACUCCUCUACAGUCUCCUCUACAGUCUCCUCUACAGUCUCCUCUACAGACUCCUCUACAGUCUCCUCUACAGUCUCCUCUACAGUCUCCUCUACAGUCUCUACAGUCUCCUCUACAGUCUCCUCUACAGUCUUUACCGUCUCCUCUACAGUCUUUACCGUCUCCUCUACAGUCUCCUCUACAGUCUCUACAGUUUCCUCUACAGUCUCCUCUACUGUCUCUACAGUCACCUCUACAGUCUCCUCAGUCUCCUCUACAGUCUCUACAGUCUCCUCUACAGUCUCCUCUACAGUCUUUACCGUCUCCUCUACAGUCUUUACCGUCUCCUCUACAGUCUCUACAGUCUCUACAGUCUCCUCUACAGUCUUUACCGUCUCCUCUACAGUCUCCUCUACAGUCUCUACAGUCUCCUCUACAGUCUCCUCUACAGUCUCCUCUACAGUCUCCUCUACAGUCACCUCUACAGUCUCCUCUACAGUCACCUCUACAGUCUCCUCUACAGUCUCUACAGUCUCCUCUACAGUCUCUACAGUCUCCUCUACAGUCUCUACAGUCUCCUCUACAGUCUCUACAGUCUCCUCUACAGUCUUUACCGUCUCCUCUACAGUCUUUACCGUCUCCUCUACAGUCUCUACAGUCUCCUCUACAGUCUCCUCUACAGUCUUUACCGUCUCCUCUACAGUCUCCUCUACAGUCACCUCUACAGUCUCUACAGUUUCCUCUACAGUCUCCUCUACUGUCUCUACAGUCACCUCUACAGUCUCCUCAGUCUCCUCUACAGUCUCCUCUACAGUCUCCUCAGUCUCCUCUACAGUCUCCUCUACAGUCUCCUCUACAGUCUCCUCUACAGUCUCCUCUACAGACUCCUCUACAGUCUCCUCUACAGUCUCCUCUACAGUCUCCUCUACAGUCUCCUCUACAGUCUCCUCUACAGUCUCCUCUACAGUCUCCUCUACAGGGUUAGGGUUAGGGUCUGUAAGGAGACCGCCACCUGA